CCUCUCGGGAUCUUUUCACAGUUCAUGAGGACUUCAGUUGCACUUUGGCGCUGCCGUCCCCUUUCCCAGGACUGCCAAUGGCAGGCUACCAGCUCUGGUCACCAUGGACCCCACUGGAUGAGAGUUUCCAAUGGCUGCGGCACACUACACCCACCCCUUCCUCCAAACACCCUUUUAGGGCCUCUCCUUGCUUCCCCCAUACCCCUUCUGACCUUGAAGUGCAGUUGUGCCUUCAAGAAGUCACACUUGUCUUAGACAGCCCACUUGUGGAACCUGGAGAGAGCCCCAAGUUACCCUGUCACACAUCAGAGCUCCGAGCCGUGAGUAACAAGAAAGGGGUGGUGAGGAGGCCCCAGCCGGUCCGCCUCAGUGGAGUGGAUUCUGUGUUUGGUAGGGUCAUCACAGCCCAGCCCCCCAAGUGGACCGGAACCUUCAGAGUUUCAGACAAGUCAGCCUUCUGCAAAAUAAUCAGCAGGGAGCACCAGUGGCCUACUGGACUUAAGGAGCCUCAGAUCCAAAUGACAGUGACUAUGUGCAAACAGAUGCUACGCUCAAUCCUCUUGCUGUAUGCAACUUACAAGAAGUGCACCUUUGCCUUGCAGCACUCCAAGUAAAGGGUCCCCAUUGGGCCCCUGUGCUCCAUACCAUGCUCUCUGGUAUGUACCCAAAGCUUGCACAGACCUAUCCACAUAAAUCAAACUG
Messenger RNA from Arvicanthis niloticus (Nile rat), 702 nucleotides. NCBI's taxonomy places the organism in Eukaryota, Metazoa, Chordata, Mammalia, Rodentia, Muridae. The record is from RefSeq and is a predicted model, not a curated record.